AUGGCGCCCGCCGCCUCUCCAUUGGAGCGCGAUAAUGAGCGCGUUGGACCACACCCAUCGUAUAUCGAAGUUGCGAAGCCCUAUAUCCUGCAGUCGCGUAUGCAGAAAUGUCUGUCAGAUAUACACAUGAGCGAUGCCAAAGAGGAUGCUGUCCGUCUGCAAGGCGUCGCCUGGAUAGACCAAGUGCGACGCGCACUCCAACUGCCCAUCCGCACCUUUAACACUGCCGUCAUCUACUACCACAAGUUCAGGCUGUUGCACGCGGACAACGAGUACAAUUGGGCAGAUGCGGCAGCCGCAGCACUCUUCACAGCGUGUAAAAUCGAGGACACCUUGAAGAAGAGCAGGGAAAUCUUAUGCGCUCACUGGAACCUCAAGGUUGGCCCUGGCGAGAGCUUAAGUAGCGAUGAUCCGCGCUUCGAGAACCACUCCAAACUCAUCAUCGGCCUUGAACGGCUCAUGCUCGAAAGCGCCGGCUUCGAUUUUCGCAAUCGAUACCCCCAGAAAGUCAUGGUCAAGCUUGCUAGGGCCCUGCGAUUCGACGCGAAAGACGAGGCCAAAACAACCUGGAACCUGAGCAUCGAUUCAUACAGGACUUUUGCACCGCUGAAGCAGUCCACACCGACUCUGGCUAUUGCGUGUCUAGAGCUUGCCGCACGGCUGCAUGGAAAAGACACUACGAAAUUCGUGGAUGCGGGACCUGUAAGGUACAGCAAGUGGGCUACUAGUCGAGCAGAGAUUAUGGAGACCCUCCUUGAUCUACUCGACCUGUACACCCAUCACCGCAGCGCAACCUCGGUCGGACCCUCUUACACACUUGAGCACUUCAUCAACAUCCGCAUUGGACUCAAUCAGGAGGCUUCGGCAGCGAAUAUACCACGUUAUUCUCGGUACAAGUCGGAGUCUGUUGCCGAUGCCGGAAGCACCACAAACGGCGCCAAGCCUCGCAACGGCAUCGACCCGACAAGCCCAUUCACACCAGCUACCCCCAUCGCACAUUCGCCUGCCGCAGAUCAAGCGCCAAAAUCUGCAAUCGGAAUUCGCGGUCAGAAUGGUACGGUCAGGUUCAUGCUGGACGCAGCCCGUGCACACGAUGAACGCGCCGAGGUUGAGAAGUUUCACAAGCUCGAGGAAGAAGAGUACGAAGUAGAGGUGCCGAUAUCGAGUGAAUCAAGGACGGAUGAUAGGGAGAGAGAAAGAGCAAGAGUUGGCAGAGUGCGUUGA
This is a messenger RNA of Alternaria postmessia, 1224 nucleotides long. RefSeq lists its product as uncharacterized. Lineage: Eukaryota; Fungi; Ascomycota; Dothideomycetes; Pleosporales; Pleosporaceae. The coding region runs from base 1 to 1224 and encodes 407 amino acids. The transcript has 2 exons. Gene Ontology annotation, cellular component: cyclin/CDK positive transcription elongation factor complex; nucleus. Gene Ontology annotation, biological process: positive regulation of DNA-templated transcription, elongation; regulation of transcription by RNA polymerase II. The record is from RefSeq and is a predicted model, not a curated record. Gene Ontology annotation, molecular function: cyclin-dependent protein serine/threonine kinase activator activity.